Messenger RNA from Chrysemys picta bellii (western painted turtle), 5741 nucleotides. RefSeq names its product TNF receptor associated factor 7 (gene TRAF7). Gene Ontology annotation, molecular function: zinc ion binding; protein binding. NCBI's taxonomy places the organism in Eukaryota, Metazoa, Chordata, Testudines, Emydidae. The record is from RefSeq and is a predicted model, not a curated record.
GGAAGUUGUGGAAGCUCCAUCGCUCGCGUUAUCUGAAGAUGGAAUGGACAGAAUUUUGGAGGAUUUGGUGUGAAACAACCCAGCCUUGGCAGCACCUCUGCUAACAGACCUCGUCCCUCCCAAAGCUCUGGGAGAACCAAUGUGCCAAAUCGUCACUGCUGAUGGGCAGCUGGUCACCAAGCUCCUGGGCCGGGCAGUCCCUAGGGGUCAUCAACCUGCUAGUUAAAGCCUGGCUCUGUGUAGAUCUCUCCCAUGUGCUUCCAGGAGACAGACAUUCCCGUUGUGUGGCACAUGAAGCUCUUCUGUCGCCCUGGGCCCCGAGUUGUUUUUGUUUUAUUGCAGGAGCAGCUCGAGGCCCCACUGGAGCCCGGCCCCAUGGUGCUCUGUGCUGCACACACACGUAGUGAAAGAUAUUCCUGCCCUGGGGCGCUCACAGUCGGAAUAGCCCAGAGCAAGGGUGGGAGGAGAACCUGCCCGGGGUGGUGCAGCAGGGAAUAACGCCCAGGUCUCCUGAAUGUUAGGCCAGUGCUCCAUGCUUUUGUAUCGACAAAACCGAGGGCGAUAUUUACCUUCAGGGGGUCACCUCCCCAGACAGCCGAUUUUGCUCACCGUCGUUUUCCUUUCAAAAAUUCGAAGUUAACUCAUCGAUUUCUUGUUAUUUCCAUUUACACCACUGCCGAGCUGCCCAGACCCCAGCCCUGAGUCUUCCACUAGGAAAACUUUAGGUAGGGACAUCAUUACCCCACAUGCCCUCCUUCCCCCAAUAAAUCAGUGCAGGGCUAGUCUAGCCACACCCAUCUAAAUCUCAGACAUGCAGAGUAGCACUGUUGACAGAACUGCCCCUUCUAGCGUGUGUGGUCUGACUACUGAGGCCUUACAGAAAGCUCCUGCAGUGACUUUCUUUGUUUAAUAACGUUUUAUUAUCUUCCCACUGGUAGCACAUUCAUGGCUGAGUGCAUCAAACUGAGGUAACCCAUUGGAACCACUCAGCCUUGGGUUUAUAUAUUUACCUAACAAUACAUUUGCCUGCUCUAUUUAAAAGAACUCUGAGCUUUGGCUUUUACGCGGUGCAGUAACGAUAAGAACUUGAAUUCUAGUGUCAUUAAGCUCCGGAGACCAUAAAAGCAGAAGACCAGUUGGUCCUACUUGCUGGUCGUCUUCGGUCCAGUUCAGACCCUUUCCCAUCCUGCAGUACGUGGUGUUGUGGCUUGGCCACUUGGCUUCUCAAAUCCCAAAGCACUUGGUUUUCCCUGCACUUCCCUCGGAGAGCCCAUUUAACAGCCUGCUACAUCUUGCUGACAGAGAUGUUCCCUGAUGCUCAGCCUAAAUUUUCUCCCACUUAUUUUCCAUUCGUACGCUCGUUGAGGCCCCUCUUAACCCAUUCCUGUCUGUCCUGGGGCCUGACGUGAGAAUGCUUGUUGGGGUUACUCAUGUGAGUGAGGGCUUGUAGAAUCAGUCUUCGGUGCAACCCCUGCUUGUCCCUUCUCAGUCAUUGUUGAGCCAAGCUAGGCAUGGGAAUGUAGGUCUGGAAGAGACCUCGAGAGGUCAUCUAAUCCAGCCCCCUGUGCAGGGGCAGGACCAAGUAGCCUAAACCAUCCCUGACAAGUGUUUAUCCAGCCUGUUUUUUAAAACCUCUAGUGAUGGGGAUUCCACAACCUCCCUUGGAAGCCUAGACCAGUGCUUAACUACCCUGAGAAUUUAAACGGUUUUAAUUAUAGCUAACCUAAAUCUCCUUUGCUGCAGAUUAAGCCCAUUACUACUUGUCCGGCCUUCAGUGGCCGUGGAGAACAAUCGAUCACUCUUUAUAACAGCCCUUAACAGAUUUGAAGACCAUUAUCAGGUCCUCCCUCAGUCGUCUUUUCUCGAGACCAAACAUGCCCAGUUAUUUUAAUCUUUCCUCACAGGUCAGGUUUUCUAAACAUUUUAGCAUUUUUGUUGCUCUCUUCUAGACUGUCUCCAAUUUGACCACAUCUUUCCUAAAUAGUGGUGCCCAGAACUGGACACAGUACACAGCUGGGGUCUCACCAGUCCGAAGUAGACUAGGACAAUUACCUCCCAUGGCUUACAUAUGACACUCCUGUUAAUACAUCCCAGAGUAUUAGCCUUUUUCGCAGCUGCAUCACGUAGUUGACUCAUGCAAUUUGUGACCCACUACAACCCCAAGAUCCUCUUCCACAGAAGUACUGCCUAACCAGUUAGUCCCCUUUUUGUAGUUGUGCGGUUAAUUUUUUCCUUCCUAAAUGUAGUACUUUGCACUUGUCUUUAUUAAAUUUUAUCUUGUUAAUUUCAAACCAGUUCUCUGAUUUGUAACACUCAUUUUGAAUUUAAACCUGUUAGCCAAAGUGUUUGCAACCCCUCCCAGCUUGGUAUCAUCUGCAGAUUUCAUGAGCACACUCUCCACUUCAUUAUCCAAGUCAUUACUGAAAAUGUUGAAUAGUGAUGGACCCAGGACAGACCCCUGGGAGAACAACACUAGAUACAGCCUUGCAGUCUAACAGCUAACCAUUGAGAACUGCUCUUUGAGUACCGUCUUUCAACCCGUUGGAGUAAUUUCACCUCGACCAGAUUUCCCUAGUUUGCAUGCAUAACACUUUGUCUUUCCUCCGUCAGUCCAUCCCUCCUGCUCCCUGCAGGUUUUUCUUGCUCCUUUCCAAGCUCUUUCCAGCUUGUCAGUAUCGCUCUUGUACUGAGAUGCCCCGCAAUGGAUGUACUACAAGCUGUUCAUUCCCCCUCCCCCUUGCUGGACUGAAGAGUUUUCUCCAUUGUUGCUUUAACGCUGAAUUGGAAACACUAAGGGCCAUGCUGAUGGUUAAUAUUCCAGUGGCAACAUCCCCUGCAAAGCCAAUCCCAAAGAGCCCUGCAGCCAGAGCGACCUCCUUGAUUGGUGCAUGCAAAGCCCAGUGAGCUCUCCCCUCCCAAACAGGAAGCAACAAAGCCAGGCUGUUCUUGAAUUGAAUUGGAGGAAGUCUCCACACUUACGCAAAGCAAUUUGGCAGAAGUUAGAUAGCAGUGAAACAACAAGUACUACUGCAGAGAUUAUAGAAACUGCAGAGCCUGGGAGCUGUCUCGGGGGCAGAUUUACUAAGCUUUCUGUGAAGGAUUCAUUCUUAGCUACCGCACUACAGGGACGCGCACCUCCGAUCAGUACCCCACGCCGUUCCGACUCCGCCAUCUCCGUUCGCUCGUUACACUCUGAGUCCAACAUGUCCUUGCGCUCAACGUUCUCGCUCCACGAGGAAGAGGAGGAACCAGAGCCCUUGGUGUUUGCCGAACAGCCAUCAGUGAAACUCUGCUGCCAGUUGUGUUGUAGUGUGUUUAAAGAUCCAGUCAUCACAACCUGUGGGCACACGUUUUGCAGAAGAUGUGCCUUAACAUCUGAGAAGUGCCCAGUGGACAACGCCAAACUGACUGUGGUUGUUAACAAUAUUGCUGUGGCCGAGCAGAUAGGGGAGCUGUUCAUUCACUGUAAAUAUGGCUGCCGGCCCGCCGCCAGCCCCAAGCCUGCUGCCUUCGAGGUGGACCCCCACGGAUGCCCCUUUACCAUUAAACUGAGCGCCCGGAAAGAUCACGAAAGCAGCUGUGAUUACAGACCAGUUCGCUGUCCCAAUAACCCCAGCUGCCCACCUCUCUUGAAAAUGAACCUGGAGGCGCAUCUCAAAGAGUGUGAACACAUCAAGUGCCCUCAUUCCAAAUACGGGUGUACGUUCAUAGGAAAUCAAGACACCUACGAGACUCACUUGGAGAUGUGUAAGUUUGAGGGGCUGAAGGAGUUCCUGCAGCAGACAGACGACCGCUUCCACGAGAUGCAGGUGGCAAUGGCUCAGAAGGACCAAGAAAUCGCCUUCCUGCGCUCAAUGCUGGGCAAGCUCUCAGAGAAGAUUGACCAGUUGGAGAAGAACCUGGAACUCAAAUUUGAUGUGCUGGAUGAGAACCAAAGCAAACUGAGCGAGGACCUGAUGGAGUUCCGCAGGGAUGCCUCCAUGCUAAAUGAUGAACUGUCCCACAUCAACGCCCGCCUCAACAUGGGCAUCCUAGGAUCGUACGAUCCUCAGCAGAUCUUCAAAUGCAAGGGGACCUUUGUCGGGCACCAAGGCCCUGUCUGGUGUCUGUGUGUUUACUCCAUAGGAGACUUGCUUUUCAGUGGCUCCUCAGACAAAACCAUUAAGGUGUGGGAUACCUGCACCACAUACAAGUGCCAAAAGACCUUGGAGGGCCACGAUGGGAUUGUCCUCGCUCUCUGCAUUCAGGGGAACAAGCUGUACAGUGGCUCUGCUGACUGCACCAUCAUUGUCUGGGAUAUUCAAACCUUGCAGAAGGUGAACACGAUCCGAGCGCAUGACAAUCCUGUUUGCACUUUGGUCUCCUCACACAACAUGCUGUUCAGUGGCUCCCUUAAAGCCAUUAAGGUCUGGGACAUCGUGGGCACCGAACUCAAGCUGAAAAAGGAAUUGACAGGUCUCAAUCACUGGGUGCGAGCGCUUGUGGCUUCUCAAAACUAUCUCUACAGUGGGUCUUACCAAACAAUCAAGAUCUGGGACAUCCGGAACCUGGAGUGUGUCCAUGUGCUGCAGACGUCAGGGGGCAGCGUGUACUCCAUCGCCGUGACCAACCAUCACAUCGUGUGUGGCACCUACGAGAACCUCAUCCAUGUCUGGGAUAUCGAGUCGAAGGAGCAGGUGCGCACGCUGACCGGGCACGUGGGGACGGUGUACGCCCUGGCCGUCAUCUCCACGCCGGAUCAAACCAAAGUCUUCAGCGCGUCGUACGAUCGCUCUCUCAGGGUGUGGAGCAUGGACAACAUGAUUUGCACUCAGACGCUGCUGCGGCACCAGGGCAGCGUGACGGCGCUCGCAGUCUCCAGGGGCCGCCUCUUCUCCGGCGCUGUGGACAGCACUGUCAAGGUCUGGACGUGCUAACGGUAACAGCUGCACCGGUCCUGCACCCCGAGUACCAAAAUCUCCUUCUCCUCUGCCGGCCUGUUGGACGACUGACACCGCUCUGAAAUAGCUGCUGCCGCCCUCUGCUCACCACCACCACCUGCUGCCUUCCAUCGGCCACAGCAACUGCGCCCUCAGCAUCGCUCGUCCCUCCGACCUGCCGUCGCCCAGGGACGCCCCAGAAGUCAGCCGUGUCCCAUGAAAUAGGUGGGAGACCUGGCCUGCUGCGAGGGCCGGUGGGUCACUGCUGUUCUCCGUAUUGCACACAGCACUGGGCAGGGGUUUGUUACUGUGGUGUCACCAUGGCAGAGCCUGACCCAAAGGCUCGGCGUGCCAAAGGGGACACGUGCUGGCUGGGCUGGUCGGGCCAAGCAAGGCGCAGUUGGCGUGGACGCCAGGCGGCAAUGGGACAGCACAACUCAGCUGGUCGCAGCGGAGCCUGUCGAGGAAGCGAAGGACCAGGAGCGAGGUCACUUUGCAAACAGGAGAACUGAGCUUCGGCCUUGUCCUCCGCCCGGGCCCCUCUCUGUCGCUCUCGUAUUUAAUUUGACUGCCCAGACGAUAGCGAGCUGUUGUUUGGCCUUUCAAGAGGAAUCUUCCUUGUGUAGCCAGGUACGAUUUUUACACCACACGCUAGUUCUCUGAUCAAGUAACACGAGCGCAUCGGUUCACCCUCCCUGUAAUUACAGUCUCCACAUUAAAGAGAAAAAGCCUCUGUUGCAUUUUUACUCACAUUUUCUACGGUUUUUAAGAUUGUAAUAUAAUUGGAUUAUUUCUUCAUUGACAAUAAAAGUGGAAAGAGCU